CCUGAGGGACUACAAGCGGGCAGAAUAAUCAUGAAGACUUUUUUAGUCGCAGUCGUGGCGCUACUCGCCGCCGCGGCCUGGGCUGCGGACCCGCCGAAUGUGGAGGUGAAGGAAGUCAACAACAAGUGCGUCUGGACUAUGAGAACUCCCGUUCCUGAUGCAAAAGCAGGAGGUUGCCCGGCCACCUUCCCUAACAAGGGGAAGCUGGAUACCUUCGCCCAACUCAGCAAGGACAUGACCGCCGGCAUGACAAAGAUGGUGGAAGACACGAAACUGGCCUCCUCACCUCUAGCAAACCGCGUCACACAGGCCAUGAUUGAGAGAAUGGAGAUCGACCAGGACGUGAUCGAAGUGACUGCAGCCAUCCAGGAAGUCGACACUUCCAACAAACUCCUGGCUCAGAGGGCCACCAAACUAGCCUCGGAGAUAGGAGCUCUAAAUUCGAAGGCGACUUCUCUUCAAGCUGCGGUCAACAAGUUGUUGGCAUAACAUCAUCAGUGAGGAACUGACCAACGUUUCUAUGUGUAAUAACAACAUGUCCGUAAGGGAGGAUAGACAGUUUCAUAUCAGAAAAGCAUUUAAACAGCAAAAUAAAUGUUCUCUACAACAACAA
Molecule: messenger RNA, 613 nt
Organism: Branchiostoma floridae (Florida lancelet)
Lineage: Eukaryota; Metazoa; Chordata; Leptocardii; Amphioxiformes; Branchiostomatidae
Exons: 4
Coding region: 31-489 (152 amino acids)
Source: RefSeq, a predicted model, not a curated record